AUGAGGCAUGGUGUGUGCUCGCCUCUCUCCCUGCUGCUACAAUCCUCCUCCCCCCUCCGUCCCAUCCCCUCUUCCCCACACCUUACCUCAGGGCAACGCGUUGUACCACAUGGGGUGCGGUCAGAGGCAGCAGCAGCGCUGCAGGCCGUGGUGCGAGCAGAGCCGCAGCGGGGGGAGGCGUGGCGCGUGCUGGGGGACGUGCGGAGGGACAUGGGGGAGGUGGCGGAGGCGGAGAGGUGCUAUGGGCAUGCGCUCAAGGCGUUCCCCAGUGAUAUGCCCACGCUGCACUCCUGGGUGAAGCUGCUGCAAUCCACCGGCAGGCACAGGGAGGUGAUCAGUCUACUCUCGAAGUACAUCCCCUACCACCCCACUAACGUGGAGCUGCACUAUUGGUUGGCAUCAUCGCACCACUCCUUGGCCGUCUUUCCCAAAGCUGUGGACGCGUACAAUCACGUGCUUAAGAUGCAGCCACGUGACUACAGCGAGCGCCAGAGCCAUGACAUGGCAUUCUACCAGAGGGAGGUGGCAAUCUACAUGGCAGCAUGCAUGGAGCAGCCUUUGGACCGAUUCAGCAUCGAUGACCACUUCCUUCCUCUCUUCAAGGAGAGCUGGACGUACCGCUAUCCACCAGAUGCCCUGCUGCAGGCAGGCUACGAGCCCACGGCUUUGCCGCCUCUAGAUGCUCGGGGGGCCAACGGGAGCAGCUGUAGAGGGGAGGCGGAGGGAACAAGGCUGGGUGCUGCCCAUGUGGAGGCUGUUGAUUGGGCGGACCGGCUGGGCGGGCUGAUUCAGUACCACUGCGCUGGCUUCCUCAAUAACAGGCGCCAGCAAAGGGCGGCGGGGCUAGCCAUGCUGGCGAUCAUGCAGACUCUGAGGCACGAGUGGGCCCGCCUCCUCGCCUCAACGUCUCGCCCAGCCAGUGCCAGCAGCGGCGCUGACGUGGCGCUGACGUGGCGUGACGUGUACUCCAUGGCUGCCACGUGGCGGCAGGUAGCGGAACCAACGGAUAAAGUGAUGUGGUCCGACCGAUACACAGAGAGGGGGUUCAACAAGGGCGUCAUCUCCAGCACCCCCAUCUCAUACGGCCAAUCACUCAACUUCAAAUACGGCGCAUACGCCGACAGGGCGUUUGUGAUUCUGAAGCAGCUGCUGCUGGAGAGAGGAGUGGUGAAGGCGCAGGAUGGGCUUGUGGAGGUUCCACUCACCAAGGCCAUUCUCAGAAAGGCGCAAAAGGCCAGCACCCACACGCAGCUAGCCGCGCCAGUCGGGCAACCCUCCUUCUACACCCCACUGCUCAUCCCCAGCUCCGCACAGCCCGGGAAGCUUAUUGAAGGCACAAGAAUAUCAGUAUUUCCUAAUUCUGACUCGCCCGAGCCCGAGCUAGCAAUCGAGCUCAUGCUCAAGCCGGAGCGGUGGAGGGAGUAUGAGAGGGAGAUGGACGCUGCAUGGCAGGCCAUCCGCCUGGCAGUGGCCAACACGUCUCUCCGCGACUCUGACCUCCCGGCCUACCGCAAGGCCGUGCAGGACAGCGUACUGAGAAUGGCCUACUACUGGUACAACUUCCAGCCCUUGUCGCGAGGCACGUCGGGCACGGGUUACGUGGUAACGCUCGCUCUGCUACUGUCCAUGGACCUGCAAGUCACCACCGCCAUCCCUCCGGGCGUGCAGGUUGACUGGGAGGCACUCCUCUCACCAACUCCCGCAGACUUCACAGCCGCCAUCUCAGAGUUGGGGCAGAUCCCACUGAUCAGUGACACGUUCCCAUGCCUUCGUGAGGUUUUCCUUGCUCUAGAGUAG
Molecule: messenger RNA, 1797 nt
Organism: Closterium sp. Yama58-4
Lineage: Eukaryota; Viridiplantae; Streptophyta; Zygnematophyceae; Desmidiales; Closteriaceae
Source: the annotation of a GenBank genome assembly